AACAGUGAACAGAAAAAUUAUCCCCUAUAAACCAAAGGGAAAAAAAAAAGAAAGAAAGUCAGAAAUCUCAAAUCGGUGACACCAAAUCCUUCUCGCCCAUUGAUACAGUCUACUUGUGCUUCAAUGGACAUUUGAUUUCAUCAAAUCCUGCGUUAGUUUACCGAUGGACUCUGUAGCUGCUGACGGGGCGGAUUGUGCUAUUUCAAAUGGUGGUGUGACUAUGGAAGGAGACAGUAGUAAUGGAAAUGGUACUUCGGAGAAUUUGGAAGGUUGUUCCACUCAGUAUCCUAUGGAGGCAUCUGAGGGCACACAAAAUGAACAAGUGGAUGAUUCAAAACAGAUGAGUAGACAAAAGGUGCAAGGAAAAGUCAAGCAUGAGAAGACCUCUGGGGGCAAGAAUAUUCCAUCAGUCUUGGUGAAGAAGAAAAGAGAUGGGAAAGUGGUGGCAUCAAAUGGCUCGGUUGCUCCAAACGUACCUCCAGUAAAGUCUCCUAAGAGCAAAUCGCUCAACGUUAGAGAGGCUCAUGUCACGAAGCAUGGGAAGAAUCACUCUACACCAGCUGAAGGGACCAGGGACAAGCCAAAACUGAUGGCAACAAGGAAACAAGUCAAUGAUACAUCUGAAGAUGAUACGCAGUCUUCCAAUAGUCCAAAAGAAGAAGAUGGCAAAUCUCGUCGAGCUAGUUCACUUCCAAAUUAUGGAUUCAGUUUUAGAUGUGACCAACGAGCUGAAAAAAGAAGAGAGUUCUAUUCAAAACUUGAGGAAAAGAUCCAUGCGAAAGAAGAGGAAAAGAAUACUGUACAAGCCAAGUCCAAGGAAACCCAAGAAGCUGAACUUAAGAUGCUAAGGAAGAGUCUGAACUUCAAAGCCACCCCAAUGCCUACCUUCUAUCAAGAACCUCAGCUACCUAAAACAGAGUUAAAGAAGAUACCAACGACGAGACCAAAAUCUCCAAAACUCGGGCGGAAGAAGACCGAUUCUGGAGCAGAUUCUGAAGAAGCCAUUACUAUUCAAACCCCUCGCAUUGGUAGGCUGAGCUUAGAUGAGAAAGCUCCUGUCGUCAAAGGAAGUGUUCCUGUUGAGACCAAGAAGCUACCAAUGCGCAAGUCACUUCCCAGGUUGCCUUCAGAAAAGACAAAUCUGUCCAACGGGAAGGUGGCUCCAGCAAAAGCUGUAACAGCCUCAACAAAGGCAAAAUCCGAGAGAAAGAAACCAGAUAAAGAUGUGGAUGCCCAAAGCCAGUCAAGUCCUGUAGGCGACAAUGCUGACCCAGAAGAUUCACAAGAACAAGCUCCAAGAGUGAAUGAAGACAGAAACGAAUCUCACAUGGUAGUGGAAGUGGUUGCGGUUGAACCUUAAAACCUACGGUACGAUUGUUGUGACCACCAAAAUCGCAUUCAUGAAUUAGUUAAGGAGCGAAAAAGAAACAGUGUGAUAAAUGGGUGAAAUCAAACUGUUUAUUCAGAAGAUGGACAAAGAGUGAAAGAAAGAGAUGCAAAUUUGAUGCUGUGCUUUACUUCACAAGGUUGCUUGCUGCUUCUAUAUUUCGUUCGUGAGAGCUUCAAUUGUGUUGCAUGAUGUUGGGUCGUAAUGCUUAAAUUCUGUUUGGUUGUUUGUCGUAAAGAUCUGUUUUUUUCAUUCUGUUAUGAUGCUUAAAAGGUGAAUUUUGAGGAGAUUGUAAUUGAGUUGUGUGCUGUGUAAGCUGUUGUGCACAAAGUUACGGGAACAUUGACACAUUUUUCAGUACAAUUCAUAGAACCCUGAAUGUUAGAAGACGUUCAAGCU
Molecule: messenger RNA, 1786 nt
Organism: Arabidopsis lyrata subsp. lyrata
Lineage: Eukaryota; Viridiplantae; Streptophyta; Magnoliopsida; Brassicales; Brassicaceae
Product: protein WVD2-like 6
Exons: 9
Coding region: 164-1360 (398 amino acids)
Molecular function (GO): microtubule binding
Source: RefSeq, a predicted model, not a curated record